Puntigrus tetrazona (Sumatra barb) is the source of this 3272-nucleotide messenger RNA. It is a transcript of the gene fpgt, whose product is annotated as fucose-1-phosphate guanylyltransferase. Gene Ontology annotation, molecular function: transferase activity, transferring phosphorus-containing groups. NCBI's taxonomy places the organism in Eukaryota, Metazoa, Chordata, Actinopteri, Cypriniformes, Cyprinidae. The record is from RefSeq and is a predicted model, not a curated record. The coding region runs from base 249 to 1964 and encodes 571 amino acids. The transcript is spliced from 4 exons.
AAGUGCCUAUGUUAACAGAAGUUACGGGACGUAUCUAGCGGUUUUAAGUUGUUUUAUUUAUUUUUUAUUUAUUAAAAAACGCCAUAAUAACGGAUCAUUGCCGCACACGUUUCCGAUACAUAUGUUAUCACUGUCUUUUUCUUGGUUCGUAUUUGUAGUUAUAUGUUUGUAGUUAAGUGUUAAACGUCAGUGUAGUGAUUUAGACAGAUAAAGGAGGAUUUGACCGCUCAGAGUGGCUGAUUUUCACAAUGGCAGAGCGUUUAAACAUCAAUCUGCAAAAAUCUACUAAGGACAAACUUGAAAAAUUCAAACAAAUGAGAGGUAAAGAAGUUCAGUCUGAUGAAUUCUGGGAUCUUGUGGUCAUUACUGCAGUGGAUGAGGACCAGAGGUCUGCUUACGAAAUUCAGAUCACUGAGAAACUGGAGAGGAAAGAACUGCCUCUCGGCAUCAAUUACCAUGUGUUUGCAGAUCCUCAAGGAUGCAAGAUUGGUAAUGGUGGAUCCACUUUACAUUCACUGCAGUGUCUACAUGAUAAAUAUGGCAAGUCACUGUCAGGAUUUAAAGUCAUUCUUAUUCAUGCAGGAGGAUUCAGUCAACGUUUGCCUAGUGCCAGUGCCCUGGGUAAAAUACUCACAGCUGUGCCCCUGGGGAACCCUUUAUAUCAAAUGCUGGAGCUCAAACUUGCAAUGUAUGUGCAUUUCCCCUCACACAUGAAGCCAGGAAUGCUCGUCACCUGUGCUGAUGAUAUAGAGCUCUACAGUGUUUCUGACCAAGAGAAUGUUGUGUUUGAUAAGUCAGGUUUUACUGCCCUAGCACAUCCUUCCCCUCUCUCUAUUGGUACAACUCAUGGAGUUUUUGUUCUUGAACCAGCAGAGACGCCCAGAAUUUGUGAUAUGGAAUACAGAACUUGCUCUCAAUUUCUGCACAAACCAAGUAUUGAAAAGAUGUUGAAAUGCAACGCCGUGUGCAAGAGGGAAGGAGAGGAGUUUGUUUACACUGACAGCACUUACUAUUUUGAUUACAUGACUGCUAUGACCCUGCUGACCUUGUUCAGUGAAAUCAACCCUCUGACAUGUGAAAUUGAUGCUUAUGGAGACUUCCUUCAAGCUCUGGGCCGAAGAGCUACUGUGGAUUACACAGAAAACACUGCCAACGUCACAAAGAAGGAAAAGGAUCUCAUUGAGAUUCGCAGGAAGAUUUUCCAUGGUCUCAAAGGCACGGCACUCAACGUCAUCCUGUUGAACAACUCCAAGUUUUACCAUAUCGGCACCACAGAGGAAUACUUGUUCCACUUCACCACGGACUCCUGUCUCAGAGCAGAACUCGGGCUGCUCUCUGCUGCCUUCAGUGUGUGCAGCUUGGAGCCAUCUGAGAAAACUAGAGUUUGCGUGACACACAGUAUCCUGCACCCUAAUGUGAGCGUGUCCCAGGGCAGUGUUGUAGAAUAUUCCAGACUGGAGGCUAGAGUUAAAGUCGGAAGUAGAUCUAUCAUCAGCGGCUGCUGGAUAGACACGGAUCUAACAGUGCCGAGUGACACCUUCAUACACUCUUUGUCUGUAAACCUGGAUGGAAAAACAGGUUUUGUUACUGUGGUAUUUGGUGUUAAAGAUGAUCUGAAGAAAAGUGUGUCCGGUCCUGCUUAUAUGAAAGCUUUGAGCUUGUUUAAAGUUAAUCUGGAGGACUGUUUUGGGCUCUGGGGUUUGAUUCCCGAGAAGGUCAGGUUCUCAGGAGACACAUCUGUGUGUAGUUUGUGGAAUUCCUGCAUUUUCCCAGUGUGCUCCAAUCUAAAGAAUUCAUUUGUCAUGUCACUAGGGAUGAUGAAGGCAUUGGAUAGUCGAACCAAUUUCUCACUACCAAAAAAUGCAACCCUAACCUCUUUACAAGAAACUCUGCAGAACAAGAACCUGGAGGAAAUGCUGAAAUUUAGGAAAAAACUUUAUGAAGACAUUCUUAGGGUGAAGUAAUUCGGUCUGAGCGUGUGUGUGUGUGUGUGUGUGUAAAUAAUCAGUAAUUUCAUUGCAUACACCGCUCAACAACAGUUUUUACUAAAUUGAUUUGAUAUCAGUUUUCACACAGUUUUCUUUAAAUUUGAGCAAACCGUAGGUCUUUCAUACAAAUACAUACAGUUUUCUCAAAUGGUCGUACAAAUAAGCCACCUUGUCAAAUGUACGAAUUGCUGAGAGAUCAGUUUAAAUUUUAAGUUACCAAUGAGAGAAAGUGCAACAUACAAUACGGUUCAUACGGAAGUCCCUUCUGAAUGAAAGACCCAAUUUGCAAUUGGUAAAGUCAUGUCGUUGCAGCUGCCAUUAAGAGCUUUGUUUGCCAUCGAAACAGUGUUUAUUGGCUGGGCCAGUCUGAAAUAUAACUUUUUUCUUACUAUUUGAGCAUAAGUAAUGAUGUUUAUGGGACAUUUUAUGCCAGAUGUUAUUGCUGAUUUGCUAAUUUUAUGUUAUUUAAAUGUCAGUGUGACAAUGUGGUUUUUAAGAUUUAACCUAAUUUGAAAUCCAUAGGACUUCAAAAAAAUUUACUGUCCUUAGAUAUUGAAAAGGGGCAGUUAUUAUUUAAGGCCUGUAAUAACUAUUUUGUUAUGUAUGCCAAUUAGUAUUUGUGUACCAGUAUUAUUCUGUAACACUGAGUCACGUGAUUGUAUAAAACCCAACCAGUGUUUUAUUAAGGAAUAUUUUUGGCAGUUUUUCAUUUAUUAGGAUAGGACAGUAUUUCAGAAAGGAAGCGAGGUAGGACAGAGAGAGCAUGAUUGGGAAAAGUCAGGAGUCAAAAUUGUGACGGCCAAACCGCAACAAUGCUAUAUGUAUAUAUUUGCACAAAAUUCAGUGAUUUUCUGUUCAGUUUUAUUAUGUUUUUUCCAGGCAUGUUUGGUUUUUUAUGUUGGAUCAAUUUAAUUUGUGUACAUGCAGCAGAGAGAAUCUUUUUACUAUAUUUAAAUAUUUAUUUCACUUGGAGCAUAUUCACAAAACACCAAUCACGGCAUGAUGAAGUCCAAAGUGUAUCAUGUGCAUGACUUCAAAAGGACGAGGAAGGAAGAGGAAAAGCUCUUGCUAAAGGGGGACAAAUUGCAGAAUAUUAUCAUUCAAUUUACCCAUUUUAAACUUUGUUGCUCAGAAAACUUUUCUUAUAUUUUUGUCGAAAUGUACAUAUUUUGUCAAAAGGUUUUACAGUUUAAUUUUUUUUUUCGUUUUACAUGUUACUGUCAGUCGAAUGCAUCCGUGCUUAUUAACUUCUAUAAUAAUAAAAGAAAUUUUACUAACCGCAAA